AUGGAGUUCAAUCGUGAGGGCCUCGAGGAGUUCUUUUCAGAUGGUGUGUUGAACCCUGCGACGACGAGUGAGCCGUACCUGCAGAACUCUCCUAAAUUCAAGGAGGUUACAAACCGGGUGUUUCUGCUGCACGAGCCCGACCCGGCCGCCUUUCCGAAUGGCCCCGACUUCGACAUCGUACUCCUGCAUGGAAUCGGUAGUGAUGAAUUUAAGUGCUGGACAAACGCGCAGGGAAUUGUGUGGCCGGCAGUUUUUUUCCCUCAAGACUUCCCCAUGGCCAGAGUGCUGACCGUCGGCUACGCGCACGCCCUGUUUAACUGGAAAGUCGACGCGAGAAAGGACGCGGGGACGCCUGCGAAACCGUUGUUACCUCUGUCGUCCUCGACGGAACAACCUGCCGAUGGCUCGGUGUCUCCCUCCUCGGCGUCGUCGCAACCAUCGCUGACAGAGGAAAGUGACCCACUUCGUCACAUUAAAUCGCUCGCCGAUCGAGUUGGGCAGUCGGCGAGAGAGUCGGCCUCCACCUUGACGCCGAAGGAGGUGUCUGAGUGGUGGACGAGGGAAAGCGAGCCGCGGCAUCGCGGGGAAGAACAGACUAGCCAAACUCUACUCAAAACGACAGUGGACACAGCAGCCGCUAAGGAGGAGGACCUCCUAGUUGGUGGUGCAUCUACGACGCAGGCAAAGCAAAACCAGUACGCAGGCAACACUCUCUUCCAGCUGCUGACGAGCAUCCGUGACUCUACCGGGUCCCUCGUGGCCGCCGAGGAUGAAAGCAGCGCUGGCAACCUUUCCGGCUCCACCCCAGAGGCUGACGAGGCUGCAAAGGACAAAGCAGAGAAACCUUCACGGGAUAUACGAAGUCUGCAGAACAUGCGCGUUGUUGCUGCGGAGCUGGCGGAGCGGUUGGGCAGUCCGGAGGUCGGCGUAGGGCAGAGACCCGUUGUGUUUCUGGUGCACUCAAUGGGAGGGCUCAUGCUCAAGCAAAUGCUCAUCUCCCUGUUCGAGGCCGCUCGCCUCGCCCCGCCUUCCGCCGCCGCUCUCUCCCUCGCCACCGACUUCAGCGCCGCAGAACGCACGACACAGGCGGUCGCCGUCAGCCGAAGUUGUGCGGCGGUGCAAAAGGCAAACGUGCUGCUGCGCGCUGUGCGAGGCGUUGUCUUUUACGGCACCCCGCACUUUGGAUCUGCCGUGGCUAGUGUUAUUACGGGUUUACAAAAGUACUACCAGGGACUGGGUGGCCUCACCCCGACGAGCGUGGUGACCGGGCUGGGCGAUCACAACAAACACGAGCUGAUGCGUCUCAAUGACCGUUUUUUCGACGUGAUCGAAAGGGUCGGCGGUGAGCCUGCCGUUGGGAGUCUUGGGUCUGUACUGACGACGUCGCAAAGCGACACCACCGUUAGGAACUACGUGGCUGCGAUGGAGUCGUCGCUCACUUUGGAGCCAAGCACCUGGACGGCGUCCUCCAGUUCAACGAUGUCGUCUGCCGAAAGCGGCGAUCGCGCGCGCGGAACGGUGUGGAUUGUGUCAUUUGGCGAGACGAAGAAGCUCAACGGUCUCGUGCGGGUGGUCGACCCCGAGUCAGCCAACCCGGCCCCGGACGAUCCGCGGUACCCUUUCUACCUCGUCAACGCCGAUCACGGGGAGAUUUGCCGGCCGCUUACCAAGAUGUCUCCCUCGUACGCGAUUGUGUACGGAAUGCUGGAUCGCAUGCAGCAGCGCGGACGGCUGAAGUGGCAGCAUGGGCAAGCUCUGCCAGCGUCUUUGUUCGGUGGCAUUCCAGCUCCCACACCAUCCGGCUCGCCAGGUGAGACCACGAAGUCCUCUGCGAUUGAAAAAAUGGGUGACAGCUACGAGAGUGGAUGGUCGGUGCUGUUUGACCCUUCCAGACUGAUGUCUCGUAUAUCCGGCAGAAAGGAAGACGGUCCAGCAGCGCCACCCGUCGCUCCUUCCUCAGUGUACGCACGAUCCUGCACGGGCAACCAACGGUGCCUACGUGCGUUGCAGCAGGGCCUGGGGGAGACGCGCUUGGCACUGCCCGUGCUAGAGGCGGCGCUGGCAGACCUCCACCAGCUUCUCCAUCGCUUCUUUGGGGUUGCCAUACCGCCUCAGCUAGACUCCAUCUUCCUCCUCGCGGCGGACGUGAUGGACUUUGUGACUCGCUUCUACGAACGUGAAGCGCUAACCUUGCAAACGUGCGGGUCCGAAGGGGAGGCGGCGGACAGCUGUCCGGACGGCCACCCACUGGUGGACGAGAUGGUGUCCUUUCGUGUACCUCUGCAGCUUCUCAUCUACUGGGCGCGACAAGCGGCCGAUCUGCUGCGGGUCUUUGAGCUGAGCCAGCAGGAGCGUGCCAUCGGUAUCGAUGCGACGAGCGGAGCGUCACCCACAGCGGCGAAGUGGGAGAGUAACCUGUCCAUGCACUCUGGCAGUCGCGACUUGCGCGAGUUGGGCGAGCUAGAGCAAAGUGUUGGGGUGGUGCAGGAGGAGUGGGAGGCGUUUCGGCGUUAUGUGAGCUUGCGACACCGCGCAUCAUCAACGAGCACAACUGUGCGUGCAACGCAGAGCGAUGGACGAAGCAGGCGGCCCAAACAUCAGAACAAAUUUUCGGAUAGGGCUGAGGAGCCUGCUGACUUGGUUGCACGUGAACACAUCGCAGUGCUCUUCUUUGCACGUGCGAUACGCACCAUCGUCUCGCAGCACCUCCACGACGGUGGCGCGUUGGGCGGGCUGCUUGGCGCGUAUCUACGUAGUGCGAUUCUGCAGAUCCGCGGGUCGGAAAAGCAGCUAUCACCCGUUCACCUCGAGCACGAUCCAUGGGCCGUGAUCGAGUACUCCGGUUCUACGAACGCGGAGUCGGUUGUGGCGCUCGUCAUAGAAGGCCUGGAGCUUUCCAUCACCCAGUCCUCUGCUCUUCAGAGCAGCAGCGUCCUGAUGGACACGAGCGGCAGCGGUGUGGAGCUCACGCCGGGUGCGGAGUUGCGGGCAGCUGUCCCAGCCCUCACCGCCACCUCAUCCGUUCUCCUGGGCUGCUUCGCGCUUUAUGUCGACGGGAUGCACCGCCUCGAUGGUGGCGCGCGGUGGCCACGGGCGGCACGACACUUCCAACUCGCUGUAUCUUCCCUGAAAGCCGACUUGCAGGUGCGGGGACGACUCCUGCGUGCCGCGUCACGCACGAUGCAACGCGAGGGAUUGGUUCCGGGGUCACGGCAGGACAGCGGAGAGGAUUCGCGCGGCGCGGAAAAGGAUUGGUGGAGGACGGCGUGGGCACUCACAACGUCCAACGCAGAAGAUGCAGCCAAACAGGCAGGAGGGUCUUCCGCCUCCUCUUCUUCUUCCACUGCCGCUGGCGCCAUUGCGGCGGCGUUCACGGACAAUCGACAAGCGCACGUCGCGAAGCUCGACGACGGUCUUUUUCUCUUCGCUACGCAGCUGGUGGCAGAGUCUUGUAGGUGCUCGCUCCUCAUCCGCGCCUGUCGUGCUCGCCAGACGCUCGUGGUAGGGGCGUACUCCCUGCCGAGCGUCGAAGCAGGAGAGCGCACGCUGUGGAGAAACGCCGGAUUUGAUCAACCAGAAGAGAUGGCAGGGGAUCAGAAUGCAACCACAGACGACCCGGUAGAUGAUCUCGUGCGGAGUGUGGAGGCAGCCCAGGAAGUAUACCUCAGGACAAGCCAAAUCUUGCGCGGCGUGUUUGCGCUGAGCGACACGGAAACGCCUUUUGCGCUGGAAGGAUGUGGUGCGGACAGGAGAGGGGCCGAAGAGAAGGAUGAAGGCGUGUUGUGGUCGGCGGAGAAGAGCAUGAAGGUGCAGCUUCGCGAUGCCGUUAAACGCAUCCUUUCUGAACUUGACGAGGACGAAGGCGAAGCGGCCGAAUCCAAUAAGUCGGCAGAGCCACAACGAAACAAAGAGGAUAAGCUCAGCAAGAAGGCGGGCGAGGCGCCGCAGAUUCUCUCGUGGACGUCUCGCGCAUCCGUUGCAAAGAGGCAGGAGAAACAAUCGAAUGCGCUGGUGAAAAGCUCCACUAAAUCGACCGCAGUGGGGCCCUCAGCCGCCGUCUCAGCAACAAAGAAAAGCCCCAAGAACAGCCUGGCGACACGGAUCACGAAUUCGCUUUCCAAGGCGUGGGAGGCGGUGCGCAGCGGCGGCGCUUCAGUCGAGACGCCGGAGCACUUCGCGUACACGGCGAUGGUGCUGUGGUGGAUGGUGGAGUGGGAGGCGGCGGAGGUGUUCAACAACGCGGCGUCUGUGUCCUUGCAAACCGAGAAGAAGGCUGCGGCAACAUCUUCCUCAGCAUCAACAUCGCAUGCCAAUCUCCAAACACUGUUCACCACGAUGGAGGCGAGGCAGCAGAGGCGGAGGGAAGUGACAACGAACGCAUCCAAAGCGGCAACGAAAACUUCAGUAGCGUCAGCCGCCGCGGAGCCUUCGCCAGCGCCGCGCGUGAAGGAGGCUGAGAAGUGGGUGCGUCAGUUCUGGUCGAACGCCAACGCAGCCAUUCGCUGCCGGUGGAUGACGCUGCGCGGUGGCGAGGAGUUCUUGCGCAGCGUUCAUAGCGAGCUACUCGCCGAUCGCGACACACUGAAGCACAUUUUCACCUCCACCUCCGUCGAUCAGCUGCGUGAAAUGCAAGUCACGCUUGUGCCGCCAGCUGCGUUAAUGCAACUAGAUGGAGAGGGCGGCACGCAGCUGGGGAUCCCCUCUUCGCUGCUCGAUGCUGUACAACAUGACAACACAAGCGCGGCGCUUCGGUGUUGGCUUGGUCACUGCUACGCUGCCCAUCGCGUGGGUUCCCCCGACACGGCACACGCGUACUUACAGGUCAUUCGCAACGACUACGCGGCGCACAAGGAGUACACCCCCACCGCUGAGGUGGGAUUGGCGUGGAGCCACAUUCACAACGUUCCGUGCCGUUUUUCGCAGCUGUGGCGUGCGACGCCAGAAACAAACGCACCAGCUCCGAGAGCGUCUCCAGGCGGUGUUAGCGCCGCCCACCUCACACGGGGAGGAAACUGUGUUGACGUGCGGACCACCGCCUCGCUGCUUGGGUUUCGACCAACAGGAGUGGUGGACACAUCCGCCUUGUUCAGCGUCCCGCCGCAUCUCGUGCAAUUCUGCCACGACGCCGUUGUGCACCACGCGCACGCCGUGCAAGACUACCGAAAGUUGCGAAGCACUUCGCAGUCUCCAUUUGACCCCGUCGCUCUUGCGCAUUCCUUGUCGUUGGCACCUCCCUCUGUCCACGCCAGGUCGCUGCGUCACUUACAGUUAGCGGAGGAGGGCUUUCAGCGUGCCCUUCGCGCGGACCCUGCGAACGUUGGCGCCCUCUGCGGCCUCGGGCGCCUGCGCUGUCUGUCGGUAAGCUCGUCACUUUCUAGCUGCGGGGUCCAUGAAGGGGCCACCUCCCUUUCCAUGUCAACUGCUUUGCACCCGCCGUGCUCUCACGGCGUUGUCGGGGCGACCUCGACGGAGGCGGUUGACUUCUUCGCUGCUGCUUUAAAUUCAGCGGCUGCGACUGCGCACACCCGUCUGCCACCCGAGUCGGACUCGGCUGCACGGCGGGCCUCGCCGGAGAACUGCGCCCACGCGAUGGAUCACGUGUGGCUGUCCUACGCUGCGUACUGGAUGAGUGAAGAGGCACGACGUGUUCGCAUGUCCGGUGGUGGUCCAACAAGACCGCUGAACAGCAACCACCAGCACGUGUCGGCAUCGGCGGCGUGGCUUCUGAAGUCGUUACGCUACUACCCCCGAAACGACUGGGCGCUGACCAGUUUAGGGCUGUCGUAUCUGCGGGACGCCUCCACCCAGCCGCCGACACCACGUGCGUCAAGAGAAAACGAGACCUUAGCGCCGUGUGGCAUCAGAAAGGAGGACGAGUUGGAGCUUCUAAAGCUGCGCGGCCUGACUUUGCUGCAACGCGCUCUGACGAUAAACCCGGCAAACAUGUGGGCGCUGUGGGGCGUUGGCACGUAUGGUGUGUCCACGCCUAACCGCACCACGUGCCAGCAGCUGUUGCGUAGCUUGGUUUUGAAGAACAUCCCAAGGGUGUAG
This is a messenger RNA of Leptomonas pyrrhocoris, 6051 nucleotides long. RefSeq lists its product as hypothetical. The transcript has a single exon. The record is from RefSeq and is a predicted model, not a curated record. Bases 1 to 6051 code for a protein of 2016 amino acids. NCBI's taxonomy places the organism in Eukaryota, Euglenozoa, Kinetoplastea, Trypanosomatida, Trypanosomatidae.